This is a messenger RNA of Panicum virgatum (switchgrass), 2639 nucleotides long. Its product is annotated as pentatricopeptide repeat-containing protein At5g15010, mitochondrial-like. Lineage: Eukaryota; Viridiplantae; Streptophyta; Magnoliopsida; Poales; Poaceae. Gene Ontology annotation, molecular function: protein binding. Bases 93 to 1643 code for a protein of 516 amino acids. The transcript has 2 exons. The record is from RefSeq and is a predicted model, not a curated record.
CAUUGUUUUACAAACGAUCCACACCGAGGGGGCUUUUCGAAAUUGUUACACGGUGACGCCUGAACAGCCGGCACGAGCCCGCGCCGCCGGCGAUGUUGCGCAGGGUCCUCGCGAGGGCGAUCCCACGCUCCGCCGCCUCCACCGGGUUGUCCAAACCUCUAAUCCCUCUCUUCAUCGGUGCCUCGCGCCUAGCCACUUCUCCUGGAGACCACGUCGCAGAUGGCGGCGGCGGCGGCGAGGAUGACCCCUUCUCCUUCCCGGACCAAUAUCUGCAGCAGCUCCCGCCCGACGUCGCCCGAGGGGUGGACUCCGUCGUCGCGGCGGCCCAGACUAAUGCCUCCAGUGCGGCGGACGCCGCGCGGGCCCUCGACCUGUGCGGCGCCGAAGCGUCCGAGCCGCUCGUGGUGGCCGCGCUUGCGCGCCUCCGCAACAGCUGCGCCGCCGCGCACGCCGCAUUCCGGUGGGCCACGGCGCAGCCCGGGUACGCGCCGGGCCGGCGCGCGUCCCACUCCAUGCUCGCCAUCCUCGCCAAGCACCGCCACUUCGACGACGCGCGCGCCCUGCUCGACGAAAUGCGCCGCGCAUCGACGGCCUCCCCGGCCGCGGUGCUUCUCCUCAUCCGGCGCCACUGCGCCGCGCGGGACGUCGCUGGCGCCGUCGCCGCGUUCCGCGCGCUACCGAACUUCGGAUUCCGACCUGGUGUCGCCGAGUUCCACGGCCUCCUGAGUGGGCUAUGCCGGUACAAGAACGUUCAGGACGCGGAGCACCUGCUCAUGUCCAGCCAGAAGGAGUUCCCCUUCGAGACCAAGAGCUUCAACAUCGUGCUCAAUGGUUGGUGCAACAUUAUCGGCAGUGUUCGGGAGGCGAAAAGGUUUUGGAAUGCCAUGGGGAAUCUGGGCAUUGACAGGGACGUUGUGUCGUACGGGAGCAUGAUCUCAUGCUUCUCAAAGUCUGGGAGUUUGGAUUCUGUCAUGAAGCUCUUUAACCGCAUGAAGGAGGCUGGCAUUACACCAGAUCGGAAAGUAUACAAUGCAGUUGUGCAUGCACUAGCAAAGGGACGUUGCGUGGAGGAGGCAAAGAUGCUUGUCCAGACUAUGGAGGAGAAGAAGGUUGCCCCGGACACAGCCACUUUUAACUCUCUCAUUGGGCCUCUUUGCAAGGCUCGUCGUGUUCAUCUGGCAAUGGAAACGUUUUAUGCUAUGUUAGGAAGGGGUCUGCCUCCUUCAGUGAGGACCUUUCAUGCGUUACUUAAUGUGGCCACUCCCACUGGGGUAUUUGAUCUGUUACAUAAGAUGAAAGAGUUACGCUGUGAGCCUGAGAUGGACACUUACAUUAUGUUGAUCAGGAAAUUCUGCCGAUGGAGGCAGUAUGAGAGUGUGGAGAAGCUAUGGAGUGCAAUGCCUGCAAAUGGGCUGAGCCCUGAUCGGAGUGCAUACAUUGUGUUGAUACAUGGAUUAUUCCUAAAUGGAAGACUAGAGGAGGCGUCAAAGUAUUACGAAGAGAUGAAAGCUAAGGGCUUUGCACCAGAGCAGAAGACUCAAGAAAUGAUACAAGCUUGGCUCGCGGGCAGAGAGCUUGCCAAGGCAUCAGCUUCAGGUUGUUCAAAGGGUGGUUCAGUGUCUCUCAGACUUCCCAGAAGGUGACAAAGUUAAGGUUAGCUCCGAAGGGCAAUUCAUAAAAGGAAACGAAACAGGAUAGAAGGGUACCUAUUAUGAUUCCCGAAUAACUCAUAAGUUCGAAAAGAUACUUGGCUGCACGGAAAACUGGGACUACUGUAUGUUUUUCGUAGUUAUUUGUCACUUGAUUGAUAAGUUGAAAACUGGAAUAUGGCAAGUCAUUUUCAGGUGGAUGCAUGCUAUUUGUAUUUCUUUGCAUUGAGCUUUUAGUGGGUACUGACCAGAUGUUCGAUUAUAUUUUUACAAAACUUCUCCUGAGCCAUGUAGGUUUUAAGCCCACCUGAACGCUUCCUUUAAUAUCUAAGGGGCACUACAGGUGAUUUUGCAAAUAAAAUCAGGGAAAAUGAGAUGGAAAAAGCAACGAGCAGAUUAACAUAGCUUUCUGAUCUGAUGAUUUUUGACAUUCUUGUUUCAAGAAAAAGCUGCAGAUACCAUACAGAGAUCCAUUAGGCGGUAGAUCCCAUGGAGGACAGUAGUGGGGCCUGAGCUGCCACUAGAAUUGAGCUGACUGAGGACAUUGCAAGGGCAAGAGAUCUCCAAGUCUCUUUUUUCAAGCAGGAGUUAAUACUUGUUUCCACCCAGCUGCUGUUCUGCAGGACCACUGACCACGCUUCCGAAACCUACCUGGCGCUUGAACUGUAAGCAGAAUCUGACGACAAGAUCACAUUGGAUUUGAAGCUGGGAGUGGGUGCUGCCAGCCUGCUAUUAAUCAAUGGCCAUUAUGCAUGGAUUCGUUCUGACGAUAGGGCUCAUCUCGUCUCUGAUAUGUGAAUACAUCUAAUCUAUGAGAUACCCUUUAGAUUGCUACCUUGUGGUUUAAAAUAAUGCCUUAGCAGCUGGCUGCUUAGAUCAUACUACUAGUAGCAUGGUCCAAGUCAAAGAGCUUAUCCUUGUACAGGCUGACGACCUUUCUGUCAUAUUCUCAAAGUUAUACGCAUCUCAACUGGAUCUUUAACGUUUAUC